Molecule: messenger RNA, 3162 nt
Organism: Effrenium voratum
Lineage: Eukaryota; Dinophyceae; Suessiales; Symbiodiniaceae
Source: the annotation of a GenBank genome assembly
AUGCUGGCCGACUGGCAGAACCCGCAGGGCUGGAUGUGGGAUUCGGCGUACGGCUGGGCUUACGAUGCGCGAGGGGAUGUUGCUUCCUGGCCAAAUGGAGCAUACGAGGAGAACGUGGCCUGGAAGUAUCCGCAGGAUGCCUACCAAACCUACUGGCAGGCCGACGCGGAGAUGCCGAUUUCCUCACAGUUGGAGGCCAAGACCCGCGCCUUUCAGCCGAAGAGGCCGGACAUCUCGCUGAACUUGGGUUUCGACGAGGAAGUCAGGCCGCAGCUACCCUCCGGGCUUUUGGACGACGAGGACGACGUGACCGAGGUGCCCGCGGCGCGGGCGCGGCCGGAAGCCGUGCGGCCACGCAUGCGGCACCCGUUGCCGCCCAACCAGGUGCAACACCCGACCUUGCAAGCGCAGUUCGGCGUGCAGGCGCCGCAGCCAGGCCUGCAGGCGCGCGCAAAGAGUCCGCCGGGCCUGGCGCCGCCGAAGGCGCCGGGAACUGUGCAGGUGUCUGCGCUGGCGGCGCUGUGGCAGCCCAAGGCCAUCACUUUGGCCCCGCCUGUGGAGGUGUGCCCCGGGAUCACCGUGGGCCAAGUGGACGUCUGGGGUAUGACCUGCACACGCGCGGAGUGGCGCAUCGAGGACGUCAGAGAGAAGCUCCAGGCCUCGAUGGGCCGACCUUUGGUGUCGCCCCCCUUCGCCGCACGUGGUCUGCCCAACUUGCGGCUCAUGGUCUUCCCAGACGCGCGGGAGGCUGCGAAAGGCGUGCGACAGCGUGAAAGGAAGGGCCUCUACGCCACGAUGGUGAAGAAGGGCCCUGUCCACGCCUCGCUGAAGCUCAAAGCCGACUGCCUGCUCGAUGCCACCGUUCUACGAUUUCACCUCACGGUGGGUAAUAUCCGGUGUGGCCCGUUUACCUACGAUUACGCAGAGUGUGCCGUGCACGGCUGCGAAGACUUCGGAAUCGACUGGUUGAAGGAGAUCGACGAUGUCGAGUCCCUCCGCGUGGGAGUGGAAAUCCUGGAUGUGGUGGACAGCGCGGAAUGUCCACAAGAGCUGCUGCUGUUGUGCAAUGGCUCACACAGGAGCAAGGGCCAGAUUCGCCAUCACCUGGUAAAGAGCAUAACAUUGUGCAAAGUCACCAAGGUCACCCACAUUCCAAGCAAGGCCUACGCGAGAAAGGCCCCGGACACGGCUGCCAAAGCUGUGGGUUGGUUACUUCAGCUGCCAGUGGGCGCGGCCGGGGCCUGGCUGUCGGAAGCCCUCGAUGCGAAGCUGGAAGCCGCGAGGAGGCUGCCUGCCGAGCUGGUCAUCGAUGGAGCAGUGGCUCGAGUUUUGCAAUCAGGACCGCAAGAGGAGAGGUCGGACUUCGAUUGCGUUCUCAACUUUGAGCUGCUGGACACGCUCAGUGUCAAGGACUUCCUUCCUUUCUGCACUGCCACUCUGGGUGCGCUGCGCCCGGGUGGCUUAGCCCUGUUCGUGUCGGAGGAAUCUGAGGCCUUCGGCACCUUGAAGCGCGCCAUGCGCCAGCUGCGGCCUCUGGCCACGGAGCGCCUCGUGGCGCGGAGUCUCAACGAGCGCCUCACGCUCCACAUCUACAGGAAGGCAGAGGAGACGGCCCCGGAGGCAGAAGCGGUGCCGGCGAAAGCGGCGAAAGCGGAGACGGCCAGCGAACGACCGGCAGGGUGGGGUCAAUGGCAGAAGGCCUGGGUGCAGCCCGCGCGGCCCGUGGUGGACCUCGCCAAGAUGCUCCGAGGCGAUGCUCCCGAGGCGCUGCCGGAGGCAGAGGAGGCGGAAGUGGAGGCGGAGGAGUGGCUGUCUGAUGCGCUGCAACUCGUGCUGCUGCCGGGCCGGGGUCGGGGCCUCACCCUGGCGCGGCCGGUGGAGGCUGGAGAGCUGCUGAUGGUGUCCAAAGCGCUCUUUCUGGCGCCGGCAGACCAGAUCCAGCCCGUGGCAGUGAGUUGGCUCCUCGAGGCCACAGUACGGCAGAAGCAGCAGUUCUACAGCCUCUUCGAUGGGUCCAACGGUGACGUGCUGGUGCCGCUGGACCUGUACCGGCCAGGAGGUGAUGCUGUUGAAGGCCUGCCAGUACCUGAACGCAUGGAUCCAGAGCGGAUCUACCAGAUCCUGGCUUUGAAUGGCCUGCAGGCCGACAAGCUUCAGGCCGGCAAGAAAGCCGACGAGCACACAACGCCGGUGUCUGGACUUUGGGCGAUACCUUCCCUGCUCAACCACGCGUGCCUUCCAUCUACUGUGGCAGUGCCCCUAACGAAGACCACCUUGGCCUUUGUGGCUGCGCGCGGAAUGCCCGCCGGCGCGGAGCUGACGACGAGAUAUUGCCAGCUGCAGCUGCCGCUAGCUCAGCGCCGCGCCGAGCUGAAGCGCCAGAAAGGCUUCGACUGCCAUUGCCGGCGCUGCGAGGUGGAGUCGAUUGUGCCGGACCAGCUCUCACGCAAGCUUUUGGAGGCACAGCAGCGUGCUGCCGCGCUGGAUCUGCCGCCCACAGAUUUCCUCACAGCCCUCAAUGAGGUGGCGGCCAUCACGCGUCGCGAGGUGGUGGCUUGUGCAACGGAGGCGAACCAGUCCCAGGCGACUCAGGUGCUCCUCGCCAGCUACAGCUCCGUCUUCCUCUCCCGCGCCAUGGCACUGGAGGUGGCGGGCGCCGACAGCCAAGCCGCCUGGGAGGAGUUGCGGGAGCUGCUGGCGCAGCUGGAGCCCUGCUCUUUGGACCACCUCCUGGCCGCCCAGAAGGCCGCGCAGCGCGGCGCCUGCGGCGCCGGCGCCGCCGCCGAGGCGGCGGCCUGGCUGGGGCGCCAGGCCGUGCUGCAGGCGAGAGCUGCUGGGUGUGAUGUCUCCGCACCUUCCGCGCUGAGUGCUGCCCAGCAAGACGCGGCCAUGGCCGCCUUCCAGCGCCAGACAGAGGCCCAGGGGCCUUUGGACUGGCAGAACAUCCUGGGGCUGCUGAAGCAGCACGGCAGCUGGGCGAAGGAAGCCGCGAGGCCUAUCGCUGGGAGCUGCGUGACAAAGUUUGGCGCUUGCACCUCCCAGGCUUCGACGCGGGCGCGCAGCUGGACAUCUCCGGGUCAUUGGUGCGGCUGCAAAGCGACGGCCGGCUGGUGGAGGUCAACGUGCCGGAGGAGCUUCGGCCGGCGGAUGUGUCUCGCGUGA